Messenger RNA from Aspergillus bombycis, 1158 nucleotides. RefSeq names its product amidohydrolase family protein. The transcript has a single exon. Gene Ontology annotation, cellular component: cytoplasm; cytosol. Bases 1 to 1158 code for a protein of 385 amino acids. Gene Ontology annotation, molecular function: carboxy-lyase activity; hydrolase activity. Gene Ontology annotation, biological process: secondary metabolic process. The record is from RefSeq and is a predicted model, not a curated record. Lineage: Eukaryota; Fungi; Ascomycota; Eurotiomycetes; Eurotiales; Aspergillaceae.
AUGCAAUGCCACGACUGCCAUCAUCUUCUGCGUAUCGAUCUUCAUACGCAUAUUAUGCCGCCCUCUCUACCAGAUCUCUCCUCAUACUCCUCAAGCUCUACAGAUUCCCCAUGGUUGUCUCUCCGGGCAAAUCCCAAGAACCCAGAAGACAUAGACAUGUACGUAGGCGAUCGCUUCUUCCGUACAGUCGGCCGGAACUGCUACGACGUCAACACACGUCUAGCAGAGAUGGACGCCACAGGAACCGAUAUCCAAGUGCUCAGCACGAUCCCCAUUCUCUUCUUUUACGACCAGCCCGCUAAGCCAGUAACGAUUCUAGCCAAGCAUCUGAACAACCACAUCGCUGGUCUCUGUACACAACAUCCCGCCCGGUUUCUAGGCCUAGCAACAGUGCCACUGCAGGAUGUCCCAGCAGCAGUAGCAGAGCUGCAUCGAGCGAAGAGCGAGCUCCACCUACAUGGCGUGGAGAUCGGCACGACCAUCGACGGAAUCACACUAGAUGACCCGCAGUUAGACCCAUUCUGGCAGGCAUGUGAGGAGCUCGAGAUGCCCAUCUUCAUUCACCCGCUGGGUUACACCUGGCUGAAAGAGAACCCAAAACUCUGGUCCAGGUACUGGAGCUCGUGGCUGGUCGGCAUGCCCAGCGAGACAGCGCUUGCCUUGCAUCUCCUCAUUUGCUCGGGGACGCUGCUACGAUUCCCUCGGCUUCGACUGUGCUUUGCUCAUGCGGGCGGCUCUUUUCCUGCAUUGUUGGGGCGUAUUCAGCAUGGAUAUGACUGUCGGCCGGAUCUCGUAGCCACGGAUGCAGGCGGUGUCACUCCCAUGGAACACGCGACAAUACGUGAUAAUAUCUGGAUUGACAGUCUUACUCACGAUGUUGAUCUUCUUGAGUUUCUGGUGAAGAAGGUCGGACCACAUCGGAUCGUUAUGGGCAGCGAUUAUCCGUUUCCAUUGGGAGAAGUCCCGGAAGCUGGUAGAAUGAUUGCACGAGAUAAGCGCUUGGAGAAGUUCCUUUCACAGAAGCAAAGAGCGGAUAUGUUGGCUGGUAAUGCGCUGCGAUUUCUCAAUCUGGACGCGGAUGAGAAAUGGAGGGAUGUACUGCAAAGGCGACUGAGGGCCUGUGAGAAGGGACAUCGGUUGAAGCACUAUUUAUCUUAG